Messenger RNA from Ilyonectria robusta, 840 nucleotides. Its product is annotated as YkoF-like protein. The transcript has 4 exons. Gene Ontology annotation, cellular component: cytosol. NCBI's taxonomy places the organism in Eukaryota, Fungi, Ascomycota, Sordariomycetes, Hypocreales, Nectriaceae. The coding region runs from base 269 to 616 and encodes 115 amino acids. The record is from RefSeq and is a predicted model, not a curated record.
AGCCACAAGUUGAUUCAUCUGAUUGGCCCCGAUGCCUUUGCGUGAGAUGUUGCUGCUGAUGGCAGUGUGGAGAUGAAUCGUAAGUCAGCGUUGGUGUUUUUGUUAGCUUCCGUGACGGUUCGCUGCCCAAUUGGCACUCGCAUUUUCAACUUCCGAGCACUCCAUACGCAUUCAUCUCGACUUCGGCCAACGCCACCUUCCAAUCCAACACCCCCCCCGAACGAUAGCAUAAAUCCUCCAAGAUUAACGAAUUAGCACCAUAGGAGCGAUGGACUACGCCAGCAUUGCUACGCCGUCGGCCUGCUAUGCUGACUUCUGCCUCCUCCCCAUUGGCACUGGCAGCGUCUCUGUGGCAGAGGAUAUUGCAGAGGUGCAGAAGGUGCUCAAGGCGAGCGGGCUGAAGUAUACUCUGCACUCUGCUGGGACGACUGUUGAGGGCCAGUGGGACGAAGUCAUGGCGGCGGUUGGCAAGGCCCACGCCGUGGUGCACAAGCGUGGCGUCGUGAGGGUUCAGUCAUCCAUGAGGGUCGGCAGUAGGACGGACAAGAAGCAGACGGCCGAGGACAAGGUCAAGCGGGUGGAGGGCCUGUUGGCUGCGGCGGGGGAGAGCAAGUGAGGCGCCAUACGGGCAAUGAAGCCUCUGGAUUCUGCAUCGCCAUCUGCGGAUGGGUCCAUAGAUGCCGAGGCAGUCAAACAGUGGAGGACGAGAUACGUAAAUAGAUGACAUGAAACUCCAUAUCUGGCCUCCCAUCAGUGCUGCCAAGAUGCCGUGUCCCAGCCCACGAGUCUCCGGUCCACCGGGCAAAAAACAAGUCUUCCGCUGCCGUCCCGGUCACGGCG